AUGUCUAUGUUUUUAUCGAGUGUAAAAAAUUUUGUUCAAUCCCCCACUGAAUUGAAAGUUAAACAAGCUACAGAUGAAGAUGAAAAUAUCGGAGCAACCGCUACCCUUAUGAAUGAAAUAUCUGUAUUGACAUAUAGUCCUAAGACACUAAAGGAGAUAAUUCCAAUCAUUAAAAAAAAAUUAUUAUUAGGUUAUAAUAAGAGAAAUAUUAAUCAUAAGAAUUGUAUAAUGUUAUUGAAGACAUUAACAUUAGUUUCUUAUUUAAUGAAUAAUGGUUCUAAUGACUUUGUUAGUUGGGUUAAAUCAAAUAUUGAUGUUUUUUCUCAUUUAAAUAAACUAUCUCAAAAUGUUGCCGAUAAAAAAAAUGAUAUUGGAUUAAUGACCCAAAUUAUCGCAACAUCUAAGGAUAUUACUCUUUUAAUCAAUGAUGAUGAUUUAUUAGAAAAACGUAGACGUGAUGUUGUUCAAUUUCGUUCAAGUAUAUCCUCACCAGGUAGAAAAUCGACAGAUAAUAGUCAUUUAAGAAGUAUAGAAUUAACAAGAAUCGGAUCAGAUAAAUAUAGUAAUAAUGGUCAAAAUAAAGUUAACAAUCUCUCAUCAUCAAAUAAUAAUAAUAAUAAUAGUAGUAGUAGUAAUGGUUCACCACUAAUAUUACAAAGCGGUCCAUUACAAAGAACUUCACAUAGUUUAGAUUUAAGGAUAAAUAAUAACCCUAUUAGAAAUACAGGAGAAUAUUCAAGAACAUCGUUAAGACCUGUACGAGAAGAAGAUACCGGUGAUUCUUCAGCAUUACGUGAUUUACGUGGGUUAACAUUUUCAAAUGAUCAUGAUGGCGGAGUAGAUAUUGAUGAAUUGAAUCGAACGAGACAAGAAGCGGUUACAAGUAGUGGAACUAGUUUCCGUUCACGGUUUAAAAAUAAUAUACCAUUUGUGUAA
Messenger RNA from Maudiozyma saulgeensis, 936 nucleotides. Lineage: Eukaryota; Fungi; Ascomycota; Saccharomycetes; Saccharomycetales; Saccharomycetaceae. The record is from the annotation of a GenBank genome assembly.